Messenger RNA from Oreochromis niloticus (Nile tilapia), 1239 nucleotides. RefSeq lists its product as uncharacterized. Lineage: Eukaryota; Metazoa; Chordata; Actinopteri; Cichliformes; Cichlidae. Gene Ontology annotation, cellular component: TRAPPII protein complex. Gene Ontology annotation, molecular function: alpha-tubulin binding. The transcript is spliced from 7 exons. The record is from RefSeq and is a predicted model, not a curated record. Bases 281 to 967 code for a protein of 228 amino acids. Gene Ontology annotation, biological process: cilium assembly.
ACGCAGUCCUGCCUCAUUUUUGUGUGAUCAAAGUAAACGUCUGUCACGCUACCUUCAUCUGAUUUUUACUGCAUUUUAAACUUGUUCAAAUUGAACGCAGGAAACAAGAUGAAUAUACACAAUAUACAAUACUAUUCUGUUAAACAUACCAAAAAUGGGGAAUUUGAAUGGUCCAGAAAACUGCGUCAAGUUAGCAAAACACCAAAAUGAUGCAAUUGUACCUGGAAGUACAAUAAGCUCAUAAACAGCUAAUGGUUAGUGGGUAACUUUUUCCUCAGUGAUGAACUGCAGCUCACAGGACAGAAUGUGUGUCAAAGAUGUGAAGAUUCUUCCAAACUAUAACUCGUCUUACCUUCCCAUGAUGCCUGAUGGCUCAGUUCUCGUAGUCGACGACGUCUGCCACCAGUCAGCGGAGAUCACCAUGGCUUCAUUCUGUCGGAUAGACAACAAAUCAUCACAUCUACCUUGUAUGCUCAGUGCCCUGGAGGAGCAGACCUUCAUUUUUCAGCUGCAGCUACAAGAGAAAGAAGAACAGCAAUCCAGCAAGGGUUUGGAAGUCCCAUUGUUGGCUGUCCUACAGUGGCACAGUCCAGUACAUCCUGCCAUGAGAUGCAUCUCUACUUGUUACUCGAUACCCAGUGUUCACUUAAAUCGUCCAGAGUUGGUGAUGAUGGCGUCCUGCCCAAGGACCGUCAGGCCUCAACAACACUUCUGGGUGAAAUACACACUGCUCAACAAUUUGCAAGAUUUCCUUGCUGCUCGUCUGAUCUGGAAUUCAGAGGGAGGAAGUCAGGAUCCCAGUGUGGGAGCGGUUGUGUGCCAGUCUCCACUCAACAACCUGGGCCAGUGUAAGAAAGGCUCCAUACUGUCCUUCACUGUGGCCUUCCAGAUUCUCAAAACUGGGAUUUUUGAGGUCAGGCGCUAUGGUGGAGCUCCAGACAACAACCUCUCCUGCAGGAACUGUUAAUCGAGCCCCUCACCUGUCCCCCGAUCCCAGCUUUGUUUCACUGGUAAAAAUAGCCAAGAGAGAGUGUAAGGUGCUAGUGCUGGAAUGAAUCAAAGAUGUACACAAAAGGUGAUCUGGACUGUGGGAGCUUAUGACAAAAGCAUCACUGUCCUGUGGCUGUGCUUCAACACAGAGCAGCCGUCAGAUCUUUGUCUUCAUCCCAAGAAGAAGCAACAAUCAUACUGUAAUAAAUGCUAAAGAUGGAGUCAGUGAAUGAGGAAUGAAACAUGAAU